Molecule: messenger RNA, 2915 nt
Organism: Rosa chinensis
Lineage: Eukaryota; Viridiplantae; Streptophyta; Magnoliopsida; Rosales; Rosaceae
Exons: 4
Coding region: 499-2757 (752 amino acids)
Biological process (GO): asymmetric cell division
Source: RefSeq, a predicted model, not a curated record
ACGAUUUUUCUUUUUUGUCGUCGUUUACCAAAUGUAAGAACUUGUGGGUUGUAUCGGAGCCCUGUAGAUAACAGAGCAGCGGGUGCUAAUUCUUCAAGAUUCACAAGUUGGGCUGCUUUUGGAUUGGCCUCAGGACCCUCAUACAACAAAAUUGGAGGUUUCUUUUUUCAGUUUUUUGGGAGUUGGAUAUUGAUGCCUGUUUAGUGUCGUGUUGUUCUGUGGAAGUAGUAUUUUCCAGCUUUUGAUGCUGAGAAUUGACAGCUGAAGUUCUGUUUUUGAUGAACUGGGCAUUGGAUUUUGGUUCAAGUUUGAGUUUUUUGUAAUCAAAUGCUGCUCUGAAUCUACAAAGGGUGUUUGAUUCAUUGGUUCAAAGGUUUUUUUUGUCUCCCCAAUUUUGGCUUCAUGGAUGUUUAUGGUUAUGGGGUAUUGAGAAUUGAAAGAGAGAGAAGAGUGUGUGUGGAGGUGUUAAGUUAGGCUUUCUUUGUUAGAAGGGAGGAUAUGGAUUUGUGGGUUGUUGCCGCAGCUGCCGGUGCUGGAUAUUUGACCAAGUAUUGGCAGAAACUUUCGAGGGAGAGGGAUAAGGAUGGCUUGUUAAAUGUUUCUUUUGGGGAUGCAAAUCUUGAGAAACCUGAGUCCCCAAGCUCUUCCCUCCGCAGACACAGGGCUAGAAAACCAGUUUCAGGUGAGAGAGUAGCGGAUGUUAACGUCUGGGGAGGUGUUUCUGACACCGAAGAGGCUUCUUCUAGUGGGUAUGAUGGUGAAAAGCUGGCAAGUCUGGUGAGUUACCAACAUUGCAAUGUACUUUCUCUAUCAAAUAUAUCACCAGUAUACCAAGCAAACAAAAAUGAGAAUGGAGAUGAAAGUAGGCAAAAUAAUGACUUUGAUGACAAUACUGGUGCCAUGUUACCUAAAUCUUCCAAUGGAGAAAAGGGUUCUUUUCAUGCUCCUCUGAGGAACAGAAGGUCUUUAAGAACUGAACAUUUACAUGGGCAUAUUGUUAAGCCUCUAAAUUCCUUAGAAAGUUGUCUGAUGGCUCAGUUAUAUAAAGAGCGUGCUGAAACAAGUGUCCUUACCCUUCCUUCACCAUCCACUCCAAGUAUGAGACCAUUGAUUGUGAGUGAUGGAAGCCGAAUAAUUAGCAGAGCAAAUGGUGACCAUUUCAGUGCUCAGAUUGGAAUCGAGGAAAAUAAGUUGCAUAAGGAAGACCAUUUAGAAACAAAUGAAAAUGCCUCUGGGAUUCCUCCACUACUAAAACUUGGUUGCCUGGAUCUCCCAAAGAAGAUGAAAAUUGAGACAGGAAAGGGGCAGACUGGUAGAUCCAACAGUUCCAGUCACACGGCCAGCAGAAAACACUUGCAUGUUGAAGGUUCACCAGAUGGAGUUGUUCUACUCUGUCUUGGGGUUUCUAUUGGCGUAAUAUCUUCUUUCAUUGCAAAUAGAAAGGAAGUUGACAAGUUGAAAGACGUAUUGAAGCAGACCGAAAGCUUGGUUGAAGAUCUGCAUGAAGAACUGGAAAUGAAAGAUUCAGUAACAGUGAAGGAGCUAACUAGUGAGAAUUAUGGGUCACAGGAUACUUGUGACAAUUUGGAUUUGAACAGGGCCCUAAAUCCUUUUUCUGCUGAACAGAAUAUGGACAAGUAUGAUGGUAGAGAUUCAUAUGAGCAGAAAGCUGAGGAGAGUUCAGAGUCGAUGAGUAAAAUAGAGGCAGAGCUUGAAGCUGAACUUGAGAGGUUGGGGCUAAACAUGAAUACUUCUACUUUGGAGGGAAGAGUAACUGAUCUUGAUGAGCUUGACCCAGACUUGAUGGCAGAUUUUGCUCAAGGCGAAUUGAGAGCUGAAAUGGUUGGUGGGCACACUGUUCCGCAACCCGAGUCAAAUGAGAAUGCAAGCAGCACCUCCACUGCUCAUCACUUUGGAAACUAUGCAGUUUCUCCUAGAGAGCUUAGCUUGCGUCUGCAUGAAGUUAUCCAAUCAAGACUGGAGGAACGUAUCCAGGAGCUUGAGGCAGCACUACAAAGCAGCCAGAAGAAGGUCCGCAUUGUGGAAUCAGAGGAUAAGGAUUGUUUGAGAAAUCUCUCAAACAGUUCUGUGCAGUCCACAAUCCGAGAUGGUAGCAACCAGAAGGAGGUCCGCAUUGUGGAAUCAGAGCAUAAGGAUUGUUUGAGGGAUCUCUCAAACAGUUCUGUGCAGUCCACAAUCCAAGAUGGUAGCAGCCAGAAGGAGGUCCGCAUUGGGGAAUCAGAGCAUAAGGAUUGUGUGAGGGAUCUCUCAAACAGUUCUGUGCAGUCCACAAUCCGAGAUGGUAGCAGCCAGAAGGAGCUCCGCAUUGUGGAAUCAGAAGAUGGUACUAAUUCCAAAGAACAAAGCCAAACCAUCAUAGAGCCUCUAGUCAUGAAUUUAGCAGGGGAAGCUCUAGAUGCAUACAAUGAGGCUUACGAAGAGUUGAUGAAGCUCAGUGAAUCGGAAGAGGAGGAUUCACCUUGUCAAGAUAUUGAAACAUUCCGAGAUCAAAUCCGCAAUCAAAGUUUUGAUGUGAAUGGCUCCAUUGGGCAUUUUGCUCUCGAGGAAGAGAAAUGGAUAGGGGAUGAGCACAUUUCCAUGGUUGAGUGUUCUGUCAGUGAGGGGGAGAAUACCAAUUCUGAUGAUGAGAUGGAGAAACAGCUAAUACUGCAGAUUGUGGAGAAGACCAAGAAAGGUUCUCCUGUAGUCCUGAAUGCACAAAAGUGGUUGUUUUCGAUGAAUGAUUAUGAUAUCUGAAUUUUAACCAAAUUAAGUUCUGCAAAAGUGUAUAGACUAUACAAAAAUAUAGGAGAGGUUAGGUAUUCUUGACUUUACAGCUUAACGAAUCUACCAACAAUUCCUUCUAACAUUGUUGGUUUCCUGAUGAUUUUUUUUGAACUCCUAAUUACCAAACA